AUGCGCUUUGCUAUCAUUGUCCAUGGCGGGGCGGGCAGCCAUUCAGAGAAGACUGAAAGCCGUGUCAAAGCAGCUAUGAAGAAAGCGUGUCUGAGUGCUACCCACGUACUUGUAGAACGUGCAGGAUCAGCUCUCGAUGCAGUUGAAGCGGCUAUUCGCGAGCUCGAAGAUGAUAGUGCGCUCAAUGCAGGCUAUGGGUCAAACUUGACAAUUGACGGUACCGUAGAGUGCGAUGCUGCACUCAUGGACAGUGAUGGAGUAUUUGGAAGCGUGGGGGCGAUAUCAGGUCGUACAAAUAGAUAUGGUAGUCAGGAGGCGGUUGACGACAUUUCAGGUAUAAAAAAUCCCAUCACAGCGGCGCGUGUUAUCCUCGAACAAGGUCGUCCAUCUGUUCCACAGCCUCUCGGACGUGUUCCACCGAUGACACUGGCCGGUGAGGGAGCCCGGCGGUACGUUUUGGAGAGGCAACCUUCGACGCUUUCAUGGGCACCAGUUCUCGUACCUGAAAUUGAGAUGAUUAGUGAAGAGGCAAAGGAAGAAAGGGAAUAUUGGAUGAAGCAAUACCAAUUGGCUUGUAGCAAUCAAGGAGCAGCGCCCAUGGGAGAUACUGUUGGAGCAGUAGUUGUCCUUGACAGGAGUAUCGCGGUGGGAGUUUCAAGCGGGGGCUUAUUGCUCAAGCAUUCAGGGAGAAUAGGAGAGGCUGCUGUCUACGGGGCUGGGUGCUGGGCUAGUGUGGUGGAAGCGGAGAACAGUGGCUACGCUGUGGCGUGCAGCGUGUCAGGGACUGGAGAACAAAUCAUCCGAGGAGGACUUGCCCGUGAAUUAUGCAAGGCUUGCAAUGAAGACUGUGAAGACCCCGAGGGAGCUUUGACCCGUGUGUUUGAAGAUAGGAUAUCGGAGGAGCAGAAGCGAGAUGCCGGGACCAAUCUACAAGCAGGUGCUAUUCUCCUUCUUUCGAACAAGCUAGAUGAAAACGCCGUUGUGCGGCUUCUCGUCGCAUUUACAACUCCGACCAUGGCAGUUGCAAGUUUGUCAUCUGAUGAGCCGAAACCAAAGGUUUCGAUCCACCGGCAAAGCUCAAAUCUCCCAAAUCCCGACCCAAACCGCAAACUUCGCGGUGUCCUGCCAGCUCGGCGGUCACUCUACACACCUACGAGCGCCGGAACAUGGAAAUGUCUGAACGGUAAUAAGGAAAUAUCAUGGGACAAAGUCAACGACGACUUUUGUGAUUGUCCUGAUGGCAGUGACGAGCCAGGUACAAGUGCGUGUCCAAACUCGACGUUCUAUUGCGUCAACGAAGGACACGAGGGUGCGACCAUCUCCAGCACACGGGUUGACGACGGCCUUUGCGAAAAGGAAUGCUGUGAUGGUUCAGAUGAACCCGAGGGUGUGUGUCCAAAUGUUUGCGAGGAAGUUGGGAAGGAGUAUAGACAACGACGAGAGGCUGAAGCCAAACUACGCAAAACGGGCUCAAAGAUUCGCUCGACUUAUGUCAUCUUUGCCGAGAAGGAGAAGAAGCGACUACAGUCGUCCAUUGCGGCUCUCAAGCUGGAGGUAGAAGCCAAGAAGAAGGAAGAGGCUCAUGCAAAGAUUCUGCUCGACCAUGCCGAGUCCAUGUCCCAAGCUUCCCUCGCGUACAAGCAGCAAUCCCCUCUUUAUCAAUCACUCGUCAAGCAUUCCGAGGCCCUCAAGUCCCUCCAGGCCCGAUAUCAAGCUCUCCAAAACCGCGAGCGCGCAUUAUCCGACGUGCUCAGGAACCUCAAAGAAGGUUACAACCCGAACUAUCAGGAUAUGGCCGUUCUUGAAGCCGUCCGAGGCUGGGAUGGCUUGAAUCCCGAUGCGUCUCCAGUCGAGGAAACUACAGAGUCUUCAGAGCCUGUUGCAGAGAAAGAAGAAACCGUCGAUCCAUGGGAUGAUAACGCAAUCUCAACACUUCUGCGAGAGGAUCAUGUAUCCUUGCUGCUGCAGCACGACUCGCAUAUUUCUCAGGAGGACUCUACGGAAGAAGAAGACUCGGUGUUUGACUUGGAGUCUUAUGUCCCCGACUCGCUCUACCCAGCCUAUGAAAACGCACGCACGCAAGUGGUUGGCUUGCUUACGAAACUCGGAGUUGUUCGCGAAUCCAGUGUGUCGUCCGAAGCGACGGCGAAAGCACGCGAACGACACAACACAGCGAUAAAUCAGCUCAGAAACACCGAGUCAAAACUCUAUAAUGAAGAACAGGCCCUCAACAAACUUUAUGAUCCAAAGUGGUAUGGAGCAGAUGGCGCAUGGAAGAAAUUGGAGGGAACCUGUUUGUCAUACAAUACCGGCGAGUAUACCUAUGAGGUCUGCCUAUUCGGUCAGGCGACGCAGAAAUCCAAUAAUGGUGGUGGUAGCCACAGCCUAGGACACUUCUCAUCGUGGAAUACCUCUGCUCCCGAAGGAACUCCAGAGUACUAUUCACGACAAGUGUACAAGCACGGCGCAAAAUGCUGGAACGGUCCCGAACGAAGUAUCACGGUGGACUUGGUGUGCGGAACGGAGAAUGUUCUCCUGUCUGUAUCUGAGCCUGAAAAGUGCGAGUAUCGUGUCACCGGCACAACUCCUGCGCUCUGUUUUGCCGACACUGCUGACAAGCCGGCUGGAUCGUCGGGCGCAAAGGAGGAACUAUAA
This is a messenger RNA of Serendipita indica DSM 11827, 2655 nucleotides long. The record is from the annotation of a GenBank genome assembly. NCBI's taxonomy places the organism in Eukaryota, Fungi, Basidiomycota, Agaricomycetes, Sebacinales, Serendipitaceae.